Chanos chanos (milkfish) is the source of this 9105-nucleotide messenger RNA. It is a transcript of the gene flnba, whose product is annotated as filamin B a. The transcript is spliced from 46 exons. Bases 61 to 7860 code for a protein of 2599 amino acids. Gene Ontology annotation, biological process: actin cytoskeleton organization. Gene Ontology annotation, molecular function: actin filament binding. Lineage: Eukaryota; Metazoa; Chordata; Actinopteri; Gonorynchiformes; Chanidae. The record is from RefSeq and is a predicted model, not a curated record.
ACGGGCACACAACACAAGAAACCGUAGACAAGAAUUAAGAGUUUCUUCAACAGCGAUACAAUGCCGGCAACAGAGAAAGACCUGGCUGAAGACGCGCCAUGGAAGAAAAUCCAGCAGAACACAUUUACACGCUGGUGUAACGAACACCUGAAGUGCGUUAAUAAGCGGAUAGCUGACCUACAGCAGGACCUUAGCGAUGGCUUAAGGCUCAUCGCCUUGCUGGAGGUCCUUAGCCAAAAGAAGAUGUACAGAAAAUACCACCCAAGACCCACUUUCAGGCAAAUGAAGUUAGAGAACGUCUCGGUGGCACUUGAGUUUUUGGACCGUGAGAACAUUCGUUUGGUUUCGAUUGACAGUAAAGCCAUAGUUGAUGGGAACCUGAAGCUCAUCCUGGGCCUGGUCUGGACCCUGAUCCUGCAUUAUUCCAUCUCUAUGCCAGUCUGGGAGGAUGAGGACGAUGACGAGGCCAAGAAGCAGACACCCAAGCAGAGGCUGUUGGGCUGGAUCCAGAACAAAGUGCCAGACUUACCCAUCACCAACUUCAGUGAGGACUGGAGGGAUGGCAAAGCUCUUGGUGCCUUGGUAGACAGCUGUGCCCCAGGUUUGUGUCCUGACUGGGAGACCUGGGACACAGUGAAGCCAGUGGACAAUGCCACUGAGGCCAUGCAGCUGGCUGAUGAUUGGCUGGGUAUUCCACAGGUUAUUGCUCCAGAGGAGAUCAUCGAUCCCAGUGCUGAUGAGCAGUCUGUCAUGACAUACUUGUCCCAGUUCCCCAAGGCUAAACUGAAGCCUGGAGCCCCACUAAAGCCCAAGCUCAACCCUAAGAAAGUCCGUGCCUAUGGCCCAGGCAUCGAGCCAGUUGGAAACAGGGUUAUGCGUCCAGCCAUCUUCACCGUCGACACCUUCAGUGCAGGCCAGGGUCAGGUGACCGUGUACGUGGAGGACCCUGAAGGCAACAGACAAGAGAUAAAGCCAGUGCUUAACGAAGGCAAAAAGACUUACUCUGUGACUUACACUCCUCAAGUCAUGGGACCACACAAGGUGACAGUGCUGUUUGCUGGCCAGGAAAUUCCUAAGAGCCCAUUUGAAGUGGACGUGGAUAAGGCUCAGGGAGACCCUACCAAGGUCACAGCCAAGGGGCCUGGCCUGGAGCCUCUGGGCAACAUCGCUAACAAGCCCACUUAUUUCGACAUAUACACUGCAGGCGCUGGCGUGGGUGAGGUCAGUGCGGUGAUCAAGGAUCCGCAGGGCAAUAAGAACACUGUGGAGGCUGCCCUGGAGGACAAAGGAGAUAAUGUUUUCCGCUGCACCUACAAACCCAUGCAGGCUGGCCCUCAUAUUAUCACCAUCACCUUUGGAGGCAUUGCCAUACCCAAGAGCCCCUUCACCGUCAACGUUGGCCCAGCAUCGGUGCCCAGCGCUUGUCGUGCCACGGGGCGAGGGUUGCAACCCAGAGGCGUGAGAGUGCGGCAGGUGGCUGACUUCAAAGUGGACACUCGAAACGCAGGAAGCGGAGAUUUGAAGGUCACAGUCAAGGGACCUAACGGCCAGGAUGAGCUGGUGAAACAGAGGGAGUCCACAGAUGGGGUUUUUGCUUAUGAGUAUUUCCCAAGCACACCUGGCCGCUACACCGUGACCAUAACCUGGGGGGGUCAGCACAUUCCCAAGAGUCCUUUCGAAGUCCAAGUGGGGCCAGAGGCUGGACCACAGAAAAUCCGAGCUUGGGGUCCAGGUCUACAUGGUGGCAUUGUGGGAAAGUCCGCAGACUUUGUGGCUGAAUCUAUAGGCACAGACGUAGGAGUCCUUGGCUUUGCCAUUGAGGGUCCGUCCCAAGCCAAAAUCGAGUGUGAGGACCAGAACGAUGGCUCGUGUGAUGUACGGUACUGGCCCACAGAACCAGGAGAGUACGCUGUUCACGUCAUGUGUGACGACGAGGACAUUGAAGACAGUCCAUUCAUGGCUUACAUUGUCCCAGAUAACAAAGCCAGCCAACCCAACAAGGUCAAGGCCUAUGGACCUGGCUUGGAGAAGACUGGUUGCAUUAUCAACAAGCCUGCUGAAUUUACAGUGGAUGCCAGUGAAGCAGGAAAAGGUCCUCUGAAGAUUAUUGCACAGAAUGCUGAGGGGAUGCCAAUAGAUGUGAAAAUGAAGAACAAAGGAGACAACGUGUAUGCCUGCUCUUACACCCCCACUGCUGCAGUCAAACACACAGUGGCUGUGACCUGGGGAGGGGCCAGUGUGCCUAACAGCCCCUUUAGGGUGAAUGUGGGCAAGGGAAGUCAUCCUCAUAAAGUUAAAGUGUUUGGCCCUGGCGUGGAGAGGACUGGACUCAAGGCUCAUGAGCCCACACACUUCACUGUGGACUGCAGCGAGGCUGGAGAAGGAGACAUCAGUGUGGGAAUAAAGUGUGAUGCCAAUGUUGUCAGUGACAAAGAGGAGGAUGUCGACUUUGACAUCAUCCCCAACGCUAAUGACACUAUCACCGUCAAGUACAUCCCUCCAGGGGCUGGACGCCUGACCAUCAAAGUGCUGUUCACCGAUCAGGAAAUCCCCAUCAGUCCAUUCCGUGUUAAAGUGGAACCUUCCCAUGAUGCCUCUAAAGUCAAAGCAGAAGGACCAGGGCUCUCCCGCUCAGGAGUGGAGAGUGGAAAACCCACCCAUUUCACCGUGCACACCAAAGGAGCAGGCAAAGCCCCCUUGGAUGUGCAGUUUUCUGGACCCAGCAAAGGACAGCCUGUCCAAGACUUUGAGAUUAUUGACAAUUACGACUAUUCUUACACUGUCAAAUACACCCCUGUUCAACAGGGGGAGAUGGUGAUUACGGUGACAUUUGGAGGUGACCCCAUCUCCAAAAGCCCGUUUACCGUGGGCGUGGCAGCUCCUCUGGACAUCAACAAGAUUGAAGUCAACGGAUUAGAGAGCAGAGUCGAGGUUGGCCAGGAUCAGGAGUUUGCUAUUGGCACUAAAGGAGCGGGUGGCCAAGGCAAGCUGGACGUGAAGAUCACCAGCCCAUCUGGCAAGGCCAUGCCUUGUACCGUAGAACCCGGCAAAGGUGCCAGCCUAGUGAAGUACAUACCUAAAGAGGAGGGAGUCUACUCAGUGGAUGUCCUUUACGAUGGGAACCCAGUGCCAGGGAGCCCAUUCCCUGUGGAGGCUACGCUUCCCCCAGAUCCCAGCAAGGUGAAGGCCUUUGGGCCAGGCUUGAAAGGUGGUUUGGUUGGCAAUCCUGCAGAGUUCACUAUUGACACCAAGGGUGCAGGUACUGGAGGCCUUGGCCUGACCGUGGAGGGUCCCACCGAGGCUAAAAUCGAGUGCUCUGACAAUGGUGAUGGGACAUGCUCUGUGUCCUACCUGCCCACGGAACCGGGUGAAUACCUGGUCAACAUCCUGUUUGAAAAUGUUCACAUCCCCGGCUCCCCCUUCCAUGCCAACGUCGAAAUGCCCUUUGACCCUACCAAAGUGGUGGCAUCGGGCUCUGGGCUGAAGAGAGGCAGGGUCGGAGAGACCAGUGUGGUGAAUGUGGACUGUGCCCUUGCAGGACCUGGACAGCUGACAAUGGAGGCCGUGUCUGACUCAGGCUCUAAAGCCAAAACAGAGGUGCUGGAUAACAAAGACGGUACAUACACGGUCACCUACGUGCCUCUGACAGCAGGAAUGUAUACACUGCUGCUGAAGUAUGGCGACAAAACGGUGCCCAAGUUCCCUGCCAAAGUUAUGGUGGAUGCAGCUGUAGACACUAGCAAAGUGAAGGUGUUCGGGCCAGGAGUAGAAGGAGAAGGAGUGUUCCGAGAGGCCACCACUGAUUUCACCGUCGAUGCCCGUCCUCUGAGUAAAGUGGGUGGUGACCACAUCAAAGCCAAGGUCAAGAACCCAUCAGGUGCUGUUACCGACUGCUCAGUCACAGACAAAGGCGAUGGCACCUACAACGUGGAGUACACACCCUUUGAAAAUGGAGCACACAGUGUUGAGGUUCUCUAUGAUGACACUCCUGUACCUAAGAGUCCAUUCAGAGUGGGAGUGACUGAGGGCUGUGAUCCCUCUCGUGUGCUGGCCAAAGGCCCAGGGCUGGAGGAGGCCCUCACAGACAAGCCCAACAAGUUCUCUAUUGUUACAAGAGGAGCCGGCAUUGGUGGUUUGGGCAUCACAGUAGAAGGUCCAUCAGAGUCAAAAAUGUCUUGCAAGGACAACAAGGAUGGCAGCUGUAAUGUGGAGUAUACCCCAUAUGUUCCUGGGGUUUAUGAUGUCAAUAUCACCUAUGGAGGAAAGCAUAUUCCAGGAAGCCCGUUUAAGGUGCCAGUGAAGGACGUGGUGGACUCCAGUAAAGUGAAGGUUUCUGGACCUGGAGUAGGCUCUGGAGUCCGGGCCAAGGUUCCUCAGUCUUUCACUGUGGACUGCAGCAAGGCGGGCGUGGCCCCUCUCUCUGUGGCUGUCACAGGUCCCAAAGGUAUUGCGGAGCCAGUGGAGGUAAAAGAUAACGGUGAUGGCACACACACUGUGGCUUACACACCCUCUGUGGAGGGGCCGUACUCUGUGGCAGUCAAGUAUGCUGAUGAGGAGAUACCACGAAGCCCGUUCAAGAUGCGUGUACUGCCAACUCACGAUGCCAGUAAAGUGCGUGCCAGUGGGCCAGGCCUUACCACAGGACUGCCAGCCAGCUUGCCUGUGGAGUUUACCAUUGAUGCCAAGGACGCUGGGGAAGGGCAGCUGUCAGUACAGAUCACAGACCAGGAAGGGAAACCAAAGAAAGCCAACAUUCAUGACAACGACGAUGGCACAUACAAGGUGUCCUAUGUGCCAGACAAGGUGGGCCGGUACACCAUUGUCAUAAAGUACGGCGGUGAUGAAAUCCCAACUUCUCCUUACCGAGUGCGAGCAACUACCACAGGAGAUGCCAGCAAGUGCACAGUCACUGGUCCUGGCAUUGGCCCUACCAUCGGCAUCGGCGAAGAGGUUGGCUUUGUGGUGAACACUAAGGGUGCGGGGAAAGGCAAGGUCUCCUGCAUCGUCGUCACUCCUGAUGGGACUGAAGUGGAGGCUGAGGUCAUCGAGAAUGAAGAUGGGACCUUUGACAUCUUCUAUACUGCACCAAAGCCAGGGACUUACGUUAUUUAUGUGCGUUUUGGUGGAGAGAACAUUCCUAGGAGCCCCUUCAAAGUCAUGGCAACUGGCGAGCCUCCUCUGGUGCAGCAGUCAGUCGAGCAGCAGCAGCAGAGCGCUCCUGGAGCCGGUUUCCAGCCUUGGGUGACUGACUCCUCCUACAACAGCAUGAAUGGCACAGGUUUCAGACCCUUCGACAUGGUGAUUCCAUUUGCUUUCAGGAAAGGCGAAAUCACAGGUGAGGUCCACAUGCCAUCUGGCAAGACAGCAGAGCCCGAGAUCAUCGACAACAAGGAUGGGACUGUUACAGUGAAGUACGCCCCCACAGAGGCAGGCCUUCAUGAAAUGCACAUCAAGUACAAUGGCACUCACAUACCAGAGAGUCCUCUACAGUUCUAUGUCAACAACGCCAACAGUCCCAAUGUUACCGCUUACGGGCCUGGCCUCGUCUAUGGCGUUGCAAACAAGGUCGCUACUUUUACCAUUUACACCGAGGACGCCUCAGAAGGAGGUCUGGACUUGGCUAUUGAGGGCCCUUCUAAGGCAGAGAUCAGCUGUGUGGACAAUAAGGAUGGCACAUGCACUGUCACCUACCUGCCCACGCUACCUGGUGACUACAACAUUCUGGUGCGCUACAAUGACAAGCACAUUGCUGGCAGCCCCUUCACUGCCAGGAUUACGGAGGACAACAAGAGGAGGUCUCAGGUGAAGCUGGGUUCCGCUGCAGACUUUGCUUUGGACAUUAAUGAGACUGACCUCAGCCUGCUCACAGCCACUAUCAAAGCACCGUCCGGCCGCGACGAGCCCUGUCUGCUCAAGAGACUGCCCAACAACCAUAUAGGCAUUUCCUUCAUCCCGAGAGAGGUUGGGGAACACCUUGUGAGCAUUAAGAAAAAUGGUCGUCAUAUUGCCAAUAGUCCCAUCACUAUUAUGGUGGUUCAGUCUGAGAUCGGGGACGCCAGCAAGGUGAAGGUCUUUGGCCAAGGCCUAGUGGAGGGUCGUACCUUUGAGAUGUCUGACUUUGUUGUGGACACCAGGGAGGCAGGUUAUGGAGGCUUGGCUCUGUCUAUUGAGGGCCCCAGUAAAGUUGAUAUUCAGACAGAGGAUCUGGAGGAUGGAACCUGUGGGGUGUCCUACUGCCCCACUGAGCCUGGCACCUACAUUGUGUCCAUCAGGUUUGCUGAGGAGCAUGUCCCAGGGAGCCCUUUUAGUGUGAAAGUGACAGGUGAGGGACGCAUCCGUGAGAGCAUCACUCGUCGGCAGAAAGCAGCCUCCGUCGCCACCAUUGGCAGUGUAUGUGAUCUUAACCUGAGGAUACCAGAGAUCGAUGUCCACGACGUGUCGGCUCAGGUCACCAGCCCCUCGGGGACCACCGAGGCGGCCGAGAUUGUUGCCGCGGGCAACCACACUUACUGCGUACGCUUCGUACCGCGCGAGAUGGGCGUACACACGGUCAGCGUGAAGUACCGUGGGCAGCAUGUGCCGGGCAGCCCCUUCCAAUUCACAGUGGGACCCUUUGGGGAGGGAGGGGCUCACAAGGUGCGCGCAGGGGGACCCGGACUGGAAAAGGCAGAAGCAGGAGUCCCAGCUGAGUUUAAUAUCUGGACGCGAGAGGCUGGUGCCGGGGGACUGGCCAUCGCUGUGGAGGGGCCCAGUCGGGCAGAGAUUUCCUUUGAAGACAGAAAAGAUGGCUCCUGUGGUGUUUCCUAUGUAGCUCAGGAGCCUGGGGACUACGAGGUUUCUAUUAAGUUCAACGAUGAGCACAUCCCAGACAGCCCCUAUCUGGUGCCAGUCUGCGCACCGACAGAUGAUGCACGACGUCUCACUGUUUCCAGUCUUCAGGAGUCAGGUCUCAAGGUGAACCAGCCAGCCUCUUUUGCAGUGCGUCUGAAUGGAGCUCAGGGCACCAUCAGUGCCAAAGUGCACAGCCCCUCUGGUGCCCUGGAGGAAUGUGUGGUGUCUGAGCUUGAGAAAGACAAGUACGCCAUCCGUUUCAUCCCGCGGGAAAACGGCGUGCACUCCAUCGACGUCAAGUUCAACGGCACCCACAUCCCCGGGAGCCCCUUCCAAGUCAGGGUGGGUGAGCCCGGACAGAGCGGAGACGCUGGCCUUGUCACUGCCUACGGAGCAGGUCUAGAGAGAGGAACCACAGGCAACCAGGCUGAGUUCACUAUCAACAACACCAAAGCUGGACCAGGCUCCCUGGCCCUGACUAUUGAGGGCCCCUCUAAAGUGAAGAUGGACUGUCAGGAAUGUCCAGAGGGUUACAAAGUACAUUACACCCCAAUGGCCCCCGGAAAUUAUCUCAUCAGCAUCAAAUACGGAGGCCCCAACCACAUCAGCGGCAGUCCUUUCAAGGCCAAAGUCACAGGUCAACGGCUGGUAAACGUGAGCAAUGCCAGUGAGAUAUCCACACUGAUGGUGGAUUCAGUGACCAAGUCCAGCAGUGCAAACACACAGAGUGCCAUGCCCAAGUCUGCCUCAGACGCCAGCAAGGUGGUCAGUCGAGGACCCGGCCUGAGCAAAGCCUUCGUGGGCCAGAAAGCCAACUUCUCAGUGGACUGCAGCAAAGCAGGAAAGAACAUGCUAUUGGUGGGAGUCCAUGGCCCUCACACUCCCUGUGAGGAGAUCAUGGUGAAACACAUGGGCAGCAUGCAGUACAACGUCAGUUACAUCCUCAGAGAGAGGGGCAGUUACGUCCUGGCCGUCAAAUGGGGAGAAGACCACAUCCCUGGAUCCCCCUUCCAUGUCACUGUCCCCUAAAUUCGCUCCUUAAGGGAAAACCAGAGCUCCCACCUGGGAGAGAGAGAGAGACAGUUUGGGAAAAGAGUGGAGGCAAAUGGCCAAAUCAUGAAAAUCUUAGGCUUAAUUCAAACCUAAUUUGGAUUCUGACAAAUUUGCACUUGAUCAGAUUUUUACAUGUAUGUGAGUUUGACGACAGUUUAUCGAUUCAUGGGAUGUAAAUUCCUUUUCAAACAUACAAUGACACGUUUGAGUUUGACUGCCCUGUAGCACAGAACAAUGAAUGACACACAUGAAUGGAAAUGAUCAUCAUUGUUAAUUGAACCUGGGAUGAUUACCCUUGACUUUUACUUACUACUGAUGGUAAACAUUUUAUUUGACUGUUUUCAAUGUAUUUUCAGCCAAUUGUAUUGUAUGCAAUGUCAUUGUAUUCCCUUUUCUAUUGCUCUGCUGUUUUAAUUCUUCUGACUGAUGCCUAAACUGGAUUGAGAUGUUUACAUGCUAAUAUUGAAUCAAACUAAUCAGUUACGGUGAGGAAGAAAAAAUGGUCUUGUGGCACUCCUAUUUUAUGUUUCUUUUGCAACAUUUAAGUUCUUUUCUAUGACUAACUCCUGCUGAGGUCUGAAAGAGAGAGUUAGGAGUGUAAUAGAAAGAGUUAGACAUGUCAUUUCUUCUUAACUUUAAAGCACAUUAUGUAGUUUACAGUAGUAAAGGAGAACAUAUGAUAAAAGUGUGCUGCAUGAUCCUUUACUUUUCUUGCCCAAUAAUCAAGACAGAUGAUGAUAAUGAUGAUGAUGAUGUUUAACUUAUCUUCAGUGCAGUCCACUGUGUGUAAUUAUUUGGGGUUCAAGGCAUGAUAUUUGUUAAGUACGUUUUUAAAUAGUAAAUUUUUACUGACAUAACCAAUCACAUUACCAAAAAAACCACAGUAUUCUGAAUUAACGUGUUUGUCUGGCUUUGUUUGCAUCAGAGAAAACAUUGUUAUGAUCAUUUUAAUAAACCCCACUAAACUCUCAGCAGCAGUCUUUAGGGAAAUAUCUAUGUAUGCCUCUGGUAUUGAUGCUUGUCUUAUAUUAUGUUGCUUAAUUAUGAUAGUUUUGAUACUCAUGUGAUGCAAUAUUUUGUAAAGCUGUUCAAAAGCAAGAGGGAAGAGAUGCUCUUUUUUUGCAUUUUGCCUUUGCCUUGGGUGCCUUAAUGUGAAACACAUGUUUAGAAGUGGUGUACAUGAUGUACAUUUGGUAAUUAAAAAAGAAACUGGAAUAAAGA